AAUGUCAAAUAAUGACAAAUAGAAGAAAUUGGAGGUUAUAGACGUGAGAUUCGUAAUGUUUAUGUUGCAUUCUAUUCGGUAAACAUCCAACAUUGAGACAAAUGGAAGUUCUCGAGGGAUCAGAAUCUACGACCGGUGGCUUGGUUACUAAGAAAGACGCCAAAGCUCCUACGUUUAAGGUUCCAAAACCGUCUCUCUUCGGAUUGGACAGACUAGCAGCUCAAAAACGUAAAGAACGCGAAGAUUCAAAACGAUUAAUAUCGUUCAAAGACACUGAAUACGAUGAUGAAGGUGCUCCAGUUACUCCGAAAGGUGAAUCACAAUUUAAAACACCAGACUUAAGUAGCAGUCAUAAGCUCAACCGACAGUACAGAGAGUUGAAAGAAGAAACCCCAACGCAUAGUGGUGGAGUAUCCGAUAAGGCUCGAAACCGCCUUAUCGAACAUCAAAGUAAAGACAAACGUGGAGUGUAUGUUUCGACGAAAGAGAGAAAACGUCGCAGCGAUGAUGAUGACCGUGACCGCAGACAUAAGGACCGAUAUCGUGAUAGAGAUAGGCACAGAGGUUAUGACCGCGAUAGCAAACGUAGUGACCGAAGGCAUCGUGGAGAUCGAGACUCGCAGAGGAGUUUUCACACGCCAAAAUUUAAAGAUGAACCCAGGACACCGAAAUUUCACUUGAAAGACACAACAUCCAGUACAUCUUGGGAUGACGAUGACGAAAAAUACCCCAUGAAGCGAUCUGCUUGGGAUUUCCCUACUCCGAAAGAUCCGUCGGCUGACCGAUCAGAAUGGUCCGUUAGGAGCAAUAGGAAAAUCAAGGAUAAACCUGAGGACGAUACACCUCGUACAUACACACCAGCCCAUAAAUUUAAUGCGUGGGCAAAUGAUCGUAAAAGAUCCGGAGCAACACCUCAAGUUGGCAAAGAACAGGAUCAGCCGUGGGGAAACGAAGAAGAGCGAGACAUGUGGGAAGAGGAACAACGCCGAUUGGAUCGUGAGUGGUACAAUAUCGACGAGGGUUAUGAUGACGACAACAAUCCGUUUACUGGGGGAAAUGCUGAAUAUUUCAAGAAGAGAGAGGAGCAACUGGAACAAAAGCGUAAGAAGCGAAUUUCUGCCCAGCAGCGACAAAUCAAUAAAGACAAUGAGUUGUGGGAAAGGAAUCGGAUGUUAACGUCUGGUGUUGUCAUGUCGAUCAACGUAAACGAAGAUUUUGACGAAGAGGCAACUGAACGAGUCCAUUUAUUAGUUCAUCACAUUGUUCCACCAUUUUUGGACGGACGAAUUGUUUUUACUAAACAACCAGAGCCGGUGAUUCCAGUUAAAGAUCCAACAUCCGAUAUGGCACUAAUAGCUAGAAAAGGAAGUGCACUCGUACGAGUAUUUCGAGAACAGAAGGAACGAAGAAAGGCACAAAAGAAGCAUUGGGAGCUUGGAGGAACGAAACUUGGUAACAUCAUGGGUGUUGAGAAAACUCGAGACGAUGAAGAUGAAAAAUUCGAUGCCGAACGUGAUGAGGCUGACUACAAGAAGGGCCAAAAGUUUGCUCAGCACAUGAUUGGCGAUAUGGAAAAAGGUUCCGACUUCUCACGAAAGAAAACUAUUCUAGAGCAGCGAAGAUUCUUGCCUGUUUUUGCCGUACGGCAGGAAUUGUUGAAUGUUAUACGAGAAAACUCAGUGGUCAUUAUUGUAGGUGAGACAGGAAGCGGCAAAACUACUCAGUUAACGCAAUACCUGCAUGAGGACGGUUACAGCAACUUCGGAAUGAUUGGAUGUACGCAACCCAGAAGAGUAGCCGCAAUGUCUGUGGCAAAGCGAGUAUCUGACGAAAUGGGAACGAAAUUAGGUGAAGAGAUCGGCUAUGCAAUUCGUUUUGAAGAUUGUACAUCCGAUAAAACGGUUAUUAAGUACAUGACCGACGGUAUCUUGCUUAGAGAGAGUUUACGUGAACCAGAUUUAGACAAUUAUUCGGCAAUUAUCAUGGAUGAGGCGCACGAACGUUCGCUGUCGACGGAUGUUUUGUUUGGAUUGUUGAGAGAGAUUGUAGCUCGCCGUCAUGAUCUGAAACUCAUCGUCACUUCAGCCACCAUGGACUCCACAAAGUUCGCUACAUUCUUCGGCAAUGUUCCAACUUUCACCAUACCCGGACGAACGUUUCCUGUCGAUACUCUUUUUAGCAAAAAUUCAUGCGAAGAUUAUGUAGACGCGUCCGUCAAACAAGCCCUACAAAUCCAUCUGCAACCGACGAUCGGAGAUAUAUUAAUCUUCAUGCCUGGUCAGGAAGACAUUGAAGUGACCUGUGAAGUGCUUGCAGAAAGACUCGGCGAAAUCGAUAACGCACCUCAACUUUCCAUUUUGCCCAUCUACUCGCAGUUACCAUCUGAUUUGCAGGCGAAAAUUUUUCAAAAAUCUGCUGAAGGAUUACGAAAAUGUGUCGUCGCUACAAACAUUGCUGAGACAUCGUUGACAGUAGAUGGGAUUAUUUAUGUAAUCGAUUCUGGUUAUUGUAAGCUUAAAGUUUACAAUCCUCGUAUCGGUAUGGAUGCGCUGCAAAUCUAUCCAAUAUCACAAGCCAAUGCAAAUCAACGUUCGGGAAGAGCUGGACGAACUGGUCCAGGCCAAGCAUUUCGCUUGUAUACGGAGCGGCAGUAUAAGGACGAACUAUUGGCACUGACGGUUCCAGAAAUUCAAAGAACCAAUUUGGCCAAUACAGUUCUGUUACUGAAAUCGCUAGGCGUUGUAGAUUUACUGCAGUUCCAUUUUAUGGAUCCUCCACCACAGGACAAUAUCCUCAAUUCACUGUAUCAACUGUGGAUUCUAGGAGCUUUGGAUCAUACGGGCGCGUUGACUCCACUUGGCAGACAGAUGGCGGAAUUUCCAUUAGAUCCUCCACAGUGUCAAAUGCUCAUUGUUUCGUGUAAAAUGGAAUGUUCUGCUGAAGUGCUAAUUAUCGUUUCGAUGUUGUCCGUGCCAUCAAUUUUUUAUCGACCGAAAGGGCGGGAAGAGGAAGCCGAUGGUGUUCGGGAGAAGUUUCAAGUACCUGAAUCGGAUCAUUUGACCUACCUCAACGUUUAUCUGCAAUGGAAGCAGAACAGUUAUUCUUCCAAUUGGUGCAACGAGCAUUUCAUCCAUAUCAAAGCAAUGAGAAAAGUACGAGAAGUUCGCCAGCAAUUAAAAGAUAUUUUAGUCCAACAGAAAUUAUCUGUCAUAUCAUGCGGCACUGAUUGGGACAUUGUUAGAAAGUGUAUCUGUUCAGCUUAUUUCUACCAAGCUGCACGUCUGAAGGGCAUCGGUGAAUACGUCAAUUUGCGAACCGGAAUGCCAUGUCAUUUACAUCCCACUUCAGCGUUGUACGGACUCGGUACCACACCGGACUACGUUGUCUACCACGAACUUAUUAUGACCGCUAAGGAAUACAUGCAGUGCGCAACAUCUGUAGAUGGAUACUGGCUCGCUGAAUUGGGUCCCAUGUUUUUCUCUGUUAAAGAAACCGGCCGCAGUGGAAAGGAGAAGAAGAAGCAAGCUGCUGAACAUCUACAAGAGAUGGAGGAACAGAUGCAGCAGGCUCAACAACAAAUGGAAGUGGACAAAAUACAGGCGGCUCAACGUGAGGAAGCACUUAUUCCUAAGCAGGAGAUUCUGACACCCGGUGGUGCUACACCGAGGCGAACGCCGUCAAGAAUAGGGCUUUAAUUUUAUAGAUUUUUUUUUGAUUAUAUUCCCUGUAAUUACAACCAUUGUUCGACAUGUUGUUUAUUAAUGAAGUGCUAAACAGUGA
Messenger RNA from Bradysia coprophila, 3780 nucleotides. RefSeq names its product ATP-dependent RNA helicase l(1)G0007 (gene Prp16). NCBI's taxonomy places the organism in Eukaryota, Metazoa, Arthropoda, Insecta, Diptera, Sciaridae. Gene Ontology annotation, molecular function: RNA binding; ATP binding; 3'-5' RNA helicase activity. The record is from RefSeq and is a predicted model, not a curated record. Gene Ontology annotation, cellular component: intracellular anatomical structure.